Messenger RNA from Planococcus citri (citrus mealybug), 1761 nucleotides. Its product is annotated as probable mitochondrial glutathione transporter SLC25A40. Gene Ontology annotation, biological process: mitochondrial transmembrane transport. The record is from RefSeq and is a predicted model, not a curated record. Bases 321 to 1514 code for a protein of 397 amino acids. Gene Ontology annotation, cellular component: mitochondrion. The transcript is spliced from 6 exons. NCBI's taxonomy places the organism in Eukaryota, Metazoa, Arthropoda, Insecta, Hemiptera, Pseudococcidae.
CCUUUCCGCGAUCCGCACAUGUGCAAUGUAUUUUAUGAAAUAAUUGUGAAUUUUGACGACCUUGUAAAUUGUUUGAAUUUCCUAAUUAUACUUAGCGGUUAAGAUAAGCGUGUAUGUUGUGCUGUUGCAUCAUGUACCCUGUAAAUUCUCAUAUCUCAUAAAUUUUUCGCGAUUUGAUCGAAGUGUGUUGUUGAACGUUCAAAAAAAAAUGUAACUGUACAGCUGUGUAACUCAUCUGUCGAUCACACCCACCAUUGGAGUUUAGAUUCCUACCAUAUUUAUUAAUUUCCGCGUAACUAUCUGUGAUAUAUAAUUAUAAAAUGUCUGAGUUGAAUCCGAAACCGGCGGUGCUGAGCAGUGGCUCAUUGACAGAUGAUCCCAGAUUUAGAAUCACUCCUUAUCAGCAAAUGGCAGCAGCAUGUACCGGCGCUGUUGUUACGUCACUUCUGAUGACACCUUUGGAUGUUGUUAAAGUUAGAUUACAGGCUCAACAAAAGAGCCCAUCUGUCGUUCAUAAAUGUUUCCUGUAUUGUAAUGGACUAAUGGAUCAUAUAUGUCCGUGUCCUACCCCUUCAUCACCUCAAACAUAUUGGUAUUCUCGUGGAGGGCAAUUCUCUGGAACUCUGGUUAGGAAAUUUCAUAACAGUUGCAGCUUGAUGAAUGAAAAUUUCUAUGUUAAUUGUUUUUGUUCUUCUGUACAGGAUGCAUUCGUAAAAAUAACUCGUAAUGAGGGCAUAUCUUCGUUAUGGAGUGGACUAAGUCCUACUUUGGUUUUAGCUUUACCAGCAACAGUCAUAUAUUUCGUUACAUACGAACAACUACGAAGUAGAUUGAAAAAUUUCGCUAAUCGAUACGAGAUACAGAAAUCAUCUCAGAAUUUAAAUCUUCAAGUUUUACCUCAGCCAUUAUGGGUACCUUUGGUGGCCGGAUGCACAGCUAGAAUCUGGUCAGUUGCAAUUGUCAGCCCUCUUGAACUUAUUAGAACUAAAAUGCAAUCUGAGAAGCUAAAUUAUCUACAAACAAAUGAAGCAGUCAGGAGUUUAAUUCAUUAUCAUGGAAUUGGAGGAUUAUGGAAAGGAAUGCUACCUACAUUGUUACGAGACGUGCCUUUUUCCGGUAUUUAUUGGGUUACCUAUGAGAAAAUAAAAUCGUAUACUAAUCAAGAUGGCUCUUCAUUUGUAUUCAGUUUCAUCGGCGGAAGCAUUAGCGGAGCGAUUGCAGCUACAGUAACGACUCCAUUCGACGUUGUAAAAACCCUCUACCAAAUAAAUUUUAUCGAUAAAGAAAUAAUGACAGAACCUCCAGGUCACAGCCCAACAGUCUUAAUGACGCUAAAGAGAAUUUACGAAACCAACGGAUUACCUGGCUUGUUCUCCGGAAUUGUUCCUAGACUAAUUAAAAUUGUUCCAGCUUGUGCUAUUAUGGUAGCCAGUUUCGAGUUCGGCAAGAAUUAUUUUCAUAAUAGAAAUUUGCACAGUUAUCUCAGCAAAAAACAGAACGUGGAUAAAACAUAAGAGGUAUAAUCAUCGAGUUAAUAAUGUUCCGGUCUGAUUUGAAUGGUUAAGAGUUUGAAAUUUGGUUGAACAUCGAACGUUUAAUCCUACUUCACAUCGAGGUAUUGCCCAUCCUAUGAACGUUUGGAUGCAGAAACACGGUCGAGGAAUGGAUUUGUGAAUUUGUUUGUAGUUCGUCAGAAUAACAGACAUUAUAAUAUUAAGAGCUUCACGUGUAGCGUGCAAUAAAAAUUUUUAUUCUUGGUUA